CAAACUUUCUUAUUCCUAAAAGUCAUUUUAGGUACUUAUGGAUGCCGAUAUGAUCAGUGCUGCUUUACGCCUUCGGGCUCAAGUCAUUGCUUCAAAAGAACUUCUGGUAAGAGAGGAAAAUGCCGUAGGGCCAAGUGAUCAUUACAGUGAUCUUCAUCGAGAUGCUCUUUCAAGUGCACUGAAGGAAGAACAAUUGGUUGAAGACUUACUUGCAAAGCGUCAAGAGCAAUUAGACCGAAUUAGAGCACUCUCGGCACAAAUUGAUCCAGCGAAGCUUCAACGCGCUAAGGAACUCCUUCAGGAGAAACAAGAACUUGUGAAAAAGCGAGAUGAGCUGCAAGCUCUGCUGAAGGAGAAGAAUUUGACUUUGUCGGAUAUUCAAGCUCGUAAAGGACGCAUCACUGACCACGACGCAAAACUGUCGCACCUCAGAGAACUUGCAGAAGACCGCGAACAACUACAGAGCUACAUGAAAAGUACUUCGAAGAAAAUUUCUGCCUCCUAGCUAUAAGCAUGCAGUGCACACUGCCUUUGUUCGGUUAAAACAUUUGUGUUCGACUCUCCCUUCCGUGGGAAGCAUAAAGCGGUGUGCCAAGCUGUACGAACUUGCUAUGGAUCAUUUUGCAACUUCGAGUAUUUAGCUUACAGAAAAAUAAGUAUUUUUAUACCUGUGAAUAAUUGCAACUUAUGAUUGUCUUUAUUCGUGCCAUAAUGUAUGUACUUCAACUACAG
Cylicocyclus nassatus is the source of this 732-nucleotide messenger RNA. Lineage: Eukaryota; Metazoa; Nematoda; Chromadorea; Rhabditida; Strongylidae. The record is from the annotation of a GenBank genome assembly.